AUGAAGCUGCCACUCUUGGUGUUUAUUGUGUAUCUGCUAUGGUUGAAAGACUGUCACUGUGCACCUACUUGGAAAGACAAAACUGCUAUCCAUGGAAACCUGAGGGGUUUUUCCAAAGCUGGGGAGAUAGAUGUUGAUGAAGAGGUGAAGAAGGCUUUGGUUGGUAUGAAGCAGAUGAAAAUCAUGAUGGAAAGGAGAGAGGAGGAGCAUACAAAUCUAAUGAAAACCCUGAAGAAAUGCAGAGAAGGAAAACAGGAGGCCCUGAAACUUAUGAACGAAGUUCAAGAAUAUCUGGAAGAGGGAGAAAGGUUAUGCCAGGAAUCUCUGGCAGAUUCCUGGGACGAACGCAAGUCUUGCCUGGAAAGUGACUGCAUGAAAUUUUAUUCAACCUGCCAACCUAGUUGGUCCUUUAUGGAAAAUAUGAUUGAACAGUUUUUCAGGAAGAUAUAUCAAUUUCUGUUUUCUUUCCAUGAAGAUAAUGAAAAAGAUCUCCUUUUCAGUGAAAAGAUCAUGGAAGAUGCACAAGUGACCCAAAUAGAGCACGUGUUCAGCCAACUGAUGGUGGAUGUGAGAUUUCUCUUCAACAGGAGUUUUAAUGUCUUCAAACAGAUGCAGCAAGAAUUUGACCAGGCUUUUCAGUCAUAUUUCAUGUCAGACACAGACUUAAUUGAGCCUUACUUUUUUCCAGCUUUCUUCAAAGAGCCAAUGAGAAAAGCAGGUCUUGUGCAAAGCUGGGACAUUCCCAGUUUCUUCCAGCUGUUUUGUAAUUUCAGUCUCUCCAUUUAUCAAAGUGUCAGCACAACAAUUACUGAGAUGCUGAAUGCAAUGGAUUAUUUACCAAAACAACAUAAAGAUGCUGAACCUGGAAGCCAGAGUUCUAAGACAGUGCCUGUGCAUGACAGAGGACUGUGUGGAGAUCGUGGCCAGAAUUUGUCAGAAUGUGUCCAAUUUCAUGCAAGAUGUCAAAAAUGUCAGGAUUUCCUAUGGGAAGACUGCCCUGAUGUUCCUGAACUGCACACAAAAGUAGAUGAGGCCCUUAAAUUGGUCAACAUAUCCAAUCAACAGUAUAUCCAGAUUCUCCAGGUGACUCAGCAUCAUUUGGAGGAUACUAAAUAUCUGAUGGAGAAGAUGAGAGAGGAAUUUGGCUGGGUGACUGAACUGGCAAACCAAACUCGGGGAAAUGAGAACAUCUUCAAUUCCAUAAAGGUAGUUCCAGGCAUUCACCAAGGAAAUUUUUCCAAACAGAAUGAAACAAUGAUAGACUUAAGCAUUCGGCCUUCCCCCAAUUUCACGCUCAUGAUCCCUCUUGAAGAAAAUACCGAGAGUUCUAACUUCAUAAGCUACAUGCUGGAAAAAGCUAUACAGCAUUUUAAGGAACUUUUUAAAACUUGGUAA
Molecule: messenger RNA, 1395 nt
Organism: Pteronotus mesoamericanus
Lineage: Eukaryota; Metazoa; Chordata; Mammalia; Chiroptera; Mormoopidae
Gene: CLUL1
Product: clusterin like 1
Cellular component (GO): nucleus
Molecular function (GO): misfolded protein binding
Source: RefSeq, a predicted model, not a curated record